Molecule: messenger RNA, 9874 nt
Organism: Acanthaster planci (crown-of-thorns starfish)
Lineage: Eukaryota; Metazoa; Echinodermata; Asteroidea; Valvatida; Acanthasteridae
Product: scavenger receptor cysteine-rich domain-containing protein DMBT1-like
Biological process (GO): cell surface receptor signaling pathway; G protein-coupled receptor signaling pathway
Cellular component (GO): membrane
Molecular function (GO): G protein-coupled receptor activity
Source: RefSeq, a predicted model, not a curated record
ACAAGCAGUGUUGCAGCGUUGGAUGCUCCACGUUAGACUUGACCAAGCCGAACGGCCAAUCAUAUAGUUAAGAAGUUAGCAUCGAUAGUACCAGUCAGCUUACGGUCAUAACACAUCUGUAGGAUUCACCUUUAUUACAAAGUCAAUUUGUCUUACCAUUGAACAUGGGUCUAACUGCAACAAAAUCAGACCCAUUGUUGCCCGUGAUACUAUUUGCUUUUUCAUGUGCUACCCUUUGCGAUCAUCAUGUUAACGCAGUGCCAGUGCGUUUGGUGAAUGGAAACACACCCAGUGAAGGGAGAGUAGAAAUUUCCUACCAAAACCAGUGGGGAACAAUUUGCCACAGUGGCUGGAGCAUCAGGGAGGCCAGUGUCGUCUGCAGACAACUUGGCUACCGUUCUGCAUCCCAGGCCUGGCGUGGUGCUCAUUUUGGUCGAGGCUCAGGCCCAAUUUUCCUCAAUAAUGUUCAAUGCGAUGGAUAUGAAACCAACAUUGAUCAGUGUGAUCAUACGGGAUGGAUUAAUCACUACUGCAAUCAUAAUAGUGACGUCGGGGUGACGUGCGAAACAACUGUAGCCUUUCCAGCGGUAGUUCGUCUUGUUGGUGGACGCAUGCCAAAUGAGGGUACAGUGGAAGUGUUCUACCGCUGCGAUUGGGGUACCAUCUGCGGUGGUCACUGGGGUAUCGAUGAGGCAAAUGUUGUCUGUCGUCAGCUUGGCUACCCUUCCGCAACCCAAUCCUGGCGGAAUGCUCAAUUUGGUGGAGGAUCUGGACCGAUUCUCCUCACCAGUGUUGUCUGUCAUGGUAGUGAAUCAAGCAUUGAACAAUGCGAUCACAGUGGAUGGUAUAAUCACGGUUGCCGGUAUCAUAGAUAUGAUGUAGGGGUGACUUGCAACACUACAUCUGCCAACCCAAGUCCAGUUCGCCUUACUAAUGGUAAUAAUCCUUUUGAGGGGCGAGUAGAGAUUUACCAUGAUGGUCAGUGGGGUACAGUCUGCGAUGAUGGCUGGAGCCUUGAUGAAGAAGCCAGUGUGAUCUGUCGACAACUAGGCUUCCCUCCUGCGUCUCAGGUCUGGAAGAAUGCUCACUUCGGUCAAGGAUCGGGGCAAAUCUUUCUGAACAGUGUUACAUGUAAUGGUAGCGAAUCAAGGAUAGAUCAGUGUGAGCACGAAGGGUGGAUCAGUAAUAACUGCAGUCAUUCGAGAGAUGUUGGAGUGACUUGUGGGGAGCCAGUUGAAGAAUCGACAUCUACGCCAGUUCCAGUGCGUCUAGUGAAUGGAAAUGCACCAAAUGAGGGAAGAGUAGAAGUGUACUACAGAUGCAACUGGGGUACAAUCUGCCAGCGACGCUGGAGUAUCAAAGAUGCCAACGUCAUCUGUCGACAGCUUGGCUACCCGUCUGCUUCCCAAGCUUGGUACAGCGCACAUUUUGGACAAGGAUCAGGACCGAUCCUCUUGGACUUAGUUGACUGUACUGGGCAUGAAAUCAGCAUCGACCAGUGCACUCACAGUGGAUGGUUCAGUCAUAAUUGUUAUCACACUUCAGAUGUUGGAGUAACGUGUGAUGUUACAGCCCCCUCUUCAGUUCCUGUUCGUCUUGUUGGUGGGAACGUGCCUAGUGAAGGAAGAGUUGAGCUCUACUACGAAUGCAACUGGGGUACAAUCUGUGAUUAUUCAAACGUGUGGACAAUCUCAAACGCUAAUGUUAUUUGCCGCAGCCUUGGCUAUCCGUCUGCAUCUCAGGUCUGGCGAAGGGCUCACUUUGGACAAGGGUCAGGCCCGGUUGUGCUAGCCAAUGUUGUCUGUGAUGGAACUGAAUCGAGUAUUGAGCAGUGUGAUCAUAGAGGAUGGUAUGAUUACUAUAACGGAUGCAGUCACGCGUACGACAUUGGAGUGACUUGUAAUGGCGAUACUACUUCCCCCAUUCCACUACGUCUUGUCAACGGUUCUACUUCAUAUGAAGGCAGAGUGGAAGUGUACUACCGUAACCAGUGGGGCACCGUCUGUGAUGAUGGCUGGGACAUUGAGGACGCCAAUGUCAUCUGUAGACAGCUUGGCUACCCUUCUGCGUCAGUAGCCCACCUGAAUGGUUAUUUUGGAGAAGGAUCGGGACUAAUUGUUCUGCACAAUGUCACUUGUAAUGGCACUGAAUCGAGCAUCGAUCAAUGCGAUCACAGUGGGUGGUCGAUUAAUAACUGCAACCAUGACAAGGAUGCUGGAGUGACUUGCAACAUUCUGAGUCCAUCCCCAGUUUCAGUACGCCUUGUUAAUGGCAGUACAUCUAACGAAGGGAGAGUAGAAGUCUACUUUAAGUGCCAUUGGGGUACAGUCUGUCACCGUGAGUGGACCAUUAGAGAUGCCAACGUCAUCUGUCGGCAGCUGGGCUACCCGUCUGCAUCCCAAGCCUGGAAGUAUGCUCACUUUGGUCGUGGAUCUGGACCUAUUCUCCUUACCAAUGUUGCAUGCCAUGGCAAUGAAUCAAGUAUUGACCAAUGUGAGCACAGCGGAUGGUAUGUGAAUUCAGGUUGCAACCAUUACUAUGACGUUGGAGUAACUUGUCACCUUGUACCUCCUCCAACAGUGCCCAUUCGUUUGAUCGGUGGCGACUCACCUAACGAGGGUAGCGUAGAGGUGUACUACAGCGGCCAUUGGGGAAGUGUAUGUAGUUCUUCGUGGAGGAUUGAGGAAGCUAACGUCGUCUGUCGUCAACUUGGAUACCCAUCAGCGUCUCAAGCAUGGCAACAUGCUUACUUUGGACGUGGGACAGGACCCGUUGCUCUGGAGAAUGUUGCCUGUGAUGGACAUGAAUUAAGUAUUGACCAAUGUGACCAUAGCGGAUGGUUCGUUAAUCAAGACUGCAAUCAUAAUUCUGAUGUUGGAGUGGUUUGCGGUCUUACAGCUCCUCCCCAAAGUUUAGUACGACUUGUUGAUGGUAGCAGCCCUUACGAAGGCACAGUGGAAAUUUACUACCAGUGUUACUGGGGGAUGAUAGCGGAUUACGAUUGGACCAUCGAAGAUGCCAAUGUUAUCUGUCGCCAGCUCGGCUACCCUUCUGCUUCACGUGCUCUUCAUUAUGGAAACUUUGGACAAGGGUCAGGGCCGAUUCUGUUGGCAUAUGUUGAAUGUGAUGGGCAUGAAUCAAGCAUCGACCAGUGCGACCACAGUGGUUGGUUUUCACAUGAUUACUACUAUUACAUCCUUGGUGUUGGAGUUGAAUGUAAUGUUACAUUGUUUGAGUCAGUUGUUGUGCGUCUCGUCAAUGGAACCAACCCAUAUGAAGGCAGAGUGGAAGUGUACUACCAAGACCAGUGGGGCACGGUCUGUGAUGACGGUUGGAGCAUUGAAGACGCCAACGUUAUCUGUCGACAACUUGGCUUACCUCCUGCAUCCCAAGCCUGGCGUGGCGGGCACUUUGGUCAAGGCUCAGGAUCGAUUCUCUUAAGUAGUGUAGCUUGCAAUGGCACUGAAUCAAGUAUCGACCAAUGCAGCCAUGAUGGCUGGCUGAAUCAUAGUUGCAGUCAUGCAGACGAUGUUGGAGUAACUUGUGGAGAAACGCGCGACGUCUCUACUCUUUCAAUCGUCUCAGUUCGAUUGGUAGACGGGAAUACUCCUUAUGAAGGUCUAGUCGAAGUUUACGAUAGCUGCCAAUGGGGCAAUAUCGGGGGCUACGGAUGGAGCAUUAAAGAGGCUGUCGUUGUCGUCGACAGCUUGGCUACCUUUCUGCAUCUCAGGCCUGGGAGAGUUACUAUUACCGCCGAGGAUCGGGGCUGGUUCUCAUUUCAAAUGUUAGGUGCCAUGGAAACGAGACAAACAUUACUCAGUGUGAUUAUGACACCAAUUGCAGUCCGACUUGCUGAUGGGACCUCGCCUCAUGAAGGUAGAGUGGAAGUCUACUAUAAGUGUCAAUGGGGUACAAUUUGCAGUAGCAGCUGGGACAUUGAAGAUGCAAACGUCAUCUGUCGACAGCUUGGCUACCCUUCUGCAUCUCAGACCUGGACUGGAGCUCGGUUUGGUCAGGGCACAGGGCCGAUUCUACUAAACUCUGUUGGAUGUAAAGGUGACGAAUCCACCAUCGAUCAGUGUGAUCAUAGCGGUUGGUUUAGUAACAACUGUUAUUAUCACGGUAAUGAUGUGGGAGUGACAUGUGACGUAACCGACCUUUCAACUGUUUUAGUGCGCCUCGUCAACGGCACAACCCCAUACGAAGGCACCGUGGAAGUGUUCUACCAAAACCAGUGGGGCACGGUCUGUGAUGACGGUUGGAACAUUGAAGACGCCAACGUCAUCUGUCGACAGCUUAACUUACCUCCAGCAUCCCAGGCCUGGCGUAGCGGGCACUUUGGUCAAGGCUCAGGACCAACUCUGCUGCAUGUAGCUUGCAACGGCACGGAAUCAAGUAUUGCCCAGUGUGAUCAUGGUGGAGAGAUUCCCCAUAGAUGUAUCAACCAAGGUGGUGCUGGGGUGACUUGUGGAGAAUACCACUUCAAUGCGACCUCCGAACGAGUCUCCGUACGUCUCGUGAAUGGAAAGACCCCCAACGAAGGACGAGUCGAAGUGUUUUACAAAUGCUUCUGGGGUACAAUCUGCCACCGUGGUUGGACGAUCAGAGAUGCCCACGUCAUCUGUCGACAACUUGGCUACCCUUCUGCAUUACAAGCCUGGACCAACGCCCACUUUGGGCAAGGCUAUGGACCCAUUCUCCUGGACAACGUUGCCUGCGAUGGAACAGAAGAUAGUAUUGAGCAGUGCAGUCACGAUGGAUGGUUUAACAGCCGCUGUGGACAUUACAGCGAUGCUGGAGUGACUUGUAACACGGACACUGAUGUAACGUUGCCACCACUAGAUACCGAGCGUCCAAUCAUAAUAUGUCCUGCAAGCUUAACAGUUGAGACGGACGCCGGUCAGAAUGUUGCCACCGUCUCUCUUCCUGCGCCUGUAUCUGUUUCUGACAACUCGGGAAUGGUUUCGAUAGUCAUCAAUCUUGAAGGUUCUGCACAGAAUUACAAUUAUGAGGUUAACGAAGACAUCAUAUUGAGCCUACUGGGAUCCCCACACUUGCUGCAAUACAUCGCAUUCGACGAUUCACACAAUAGAGCAUUAUGUGACAUGAACAUUAUAGUUAUAGAUAACGAAUCACCUGAAAUCUUCGGCUGUCCUGAUGACGUCAUUAUUCCUGUCAUGUCAUCGUCUGAUCAGGUAUCCUAUAGCUGGAUGCCCCCUGUCACAUUGGACAACUCCGAUUCUGAGGUAAAUGUGGUAUUUACCUGUUUGGUAACCUCACCUAAUGAAUGCUACCAACAUGGUCUCGGUACGUUCUCAGCAGGGCUGUCUACUGUGAAAUACACGGCUAGAGAUAAGUCAGGGAAUGCUAACGUCUGCGAGUUCACCGUCACCGUAGCAGUUGUGGCUAUUGUAUGCCCAGCAAAUGUGACGAGUUUAGCUAGUCCCGGUUGGAAUCGAACCAGCGUGAACUGGAUUGUACCGGAUUUAACUGGAUGGGAUGGACCAACCAACUUCACGUCAAACGCCAAUCCUGGUGAUGUGUUCCUCAUUGGAACUCACAGAAUCAUUUACCAGCAGUGGUUUUCUCUACAUAAAGUGGUUUUGACAUGUUCCUUCUUUGUGACAGUUGCGGGUCAGUGUGAGUCUGAAGAAUACAGCGGACUUACGUGGCCUGUGACGUCAGCGGGGUCUGUGGCAAAGUCUGUUGAGAGGUGCUCACUGAUGACAACAAAUGCCGGUCAACCGCUUGCUGUGAGGAAUUGUUCAAUUUUGGAGCCUCCUGUAUACUUUCGAUGGGAACAGCACGAACCUCGUGGAUGCGGUGACAACAAGAACGAAGUUACACUUGAGGACGUUGAAGAGGUUGAGGUCAGCCUUGGGAAUGUCCUUGAAGUAGUAGAAUUCGUUGCUAAUGAGACGUCAGAGCAAAGUAAGGUUGCAGAAGAUAUCAAAGUGGUCUCUAAUAUUUUAGAGAACAUCGUUGGAGCUGGAUCUGGUGACACCAAGGUUACUGAGUUAGUGGUGGAAACCGUCAACAAUGUCAUAGAGAAUGCUGGGGCGGCUACCGACACCAAACCCACCCAAAUCGAUGCAGGAAGCUCCUCAGCCAUCGUCCAGUCCGUAGAAAUCCAAGUUUCCUUGACCCUUCAGCAAGAAGGUCUGGUUAGUUUACAGCAGGACUCCAUCCACAUUGAGGCGAUCAGUCUGGACCCUUUGCAGGCAAGGGACGGUCUCAGUUUUGUAUCUGUAAAAGAGGCCACUGUUCUGCCACCUGGACAAGAGUCACCCCAAGAGGGCAGAUCACUUGCUGGUACAGAGAUCAGAAGAUUAAAUAGCAGUGUAAUACCAGAGGACUUCGAUGUCUUGGCCUCAGCUAGGCUACCAAGCAAUAUUGUCGACCUGUUAGUGUCCCCUGACGGAAAGCCCUCUGCUAAGCUUCAAGUCAGCUUUUUGAUCUACGCAGAUGACACGUUGUUCCAGUCUGUCUCAAUCAAGGAGCAUCGAGGAGAGAAUAACUCGACUCGUAAGGUAGCUGGAUCUGUCGUCUCACUAACUGUGGAAAAUAUCGAACUUGUCAACCUCACUGAACCAAUCGUCAUCGAGUUUAAGACACCAGAUAAUGUAACGGACGAAGAGUUGCAGACGAUCCAGUGUGUCUCCUGGGAUUUUAAUCUCGAGGGUGGAGUCGGUGAUUGGUCAUCAGCUGGCUGUAAGCGGGCCAGAUUGACCAAUGACAGAGUAUCGUGUGAUUGUUACCACGCCACCAACUUUGCUAUCCUUCUGGACGUCAAGGGCCAGGUACCCGAAAACACUCCUGCCCAGAGAGCGCUCGAUGUCAUCAGUCAGGUCGGCUGUGCCUUGUCAAUCAUAGCUCUGGCCGUCACGUUGAUUAUAUACCUAGCUAUCAGGAAGUUACGAAGUGGUAUAUCUCGUCAGAUUUUCAUUCAAUUUUGCUUAUCCCUGUUCCUGCUGUACAUCGUGUUCCUUGCUGGUAUUGACACUGGAAAAGCCUCUGUGGGUGGUUGUGCGUUUGUUGCUGCUUUACUCCACUACUUGACUCUAUCCACUAUGAUGUGGAUGGCUGUUGAAGCCAGGAACAUGUAUAUCAGUACGGUGAAGGUGUUCCCAGAAGACAGGCCUUGGUACAUGCUCAAGGCUUGCGUCAUUGCUUGGGGAUUUCCACUGAUUGUUCUGACGAUCACACUGGCUGCAGCUACCAAUCACUACAGCACUGUGCACUACUGUUUCCUGCGACCUGGUCUGGUGCUGUACAUUGGUCUCCUUACUCCCAUCGGUCUCAUCCUCAUCCAUAACAUCGUCACUUUCGUCUUGGUCAUGCGUAGUCUCCUGAAGGUUAAAGAGGUAUCACGCUCCCAGCAGAUCUCCAAACGCCUCCAGAAUGCUGUGGGUAUCUCCACCCUCAUGGGACUGACCUGGUGUUUUGGGUUCCUGGCCAUCAAUGAAGCGGCAAUUGCCUUCCAGCUCAUCUUCUGUCUUGCAAACUCUUUUCAGGGUGUGAUCAUCUUUAUUAUGUUUUGCGUUCGUCGUGAGGAGGUUCGUGCUGCUGUCUCACCCUACUUGAGAGUUAUCACCCGCCGUUUGCCAAGCUCACGUCCUCCAAAGUCCAGCGACGCAGAGCUGAUGUCGACCUCGGCAGUUCCUUCUUUACCAUCCAGUGUCCAAACUUCGACCUAUGAAGUUUCUAUAUCCGGAAUCUAGUAAGAAUACACGAGCAGACUUGUCAACGGGGGAAGUUUACAGAUUUUUACUCCAUUCCCUCCGUUACCUCCUGUAGUAGUUUUUGUCGUUCAUGUUUGCAAAAAAAGUAUCAAUUAUUAGGAAAACGUAAAGUGUGUCUGGUUAUUAAAUGUCAUCUUGAAGAUUACCUGUAGUCUGUUUGACCCAACUCUACCUGGACCUUGCUUGACAUGAACAAUUUGGAACUGUUUUAACAAUGUAAUCUUUCUCUUUUGCAUUAGUUAAUAUGUACCGUAAUAAUUAAAACACCAGCUUGGAUUGUAUCUUACUGCAUUUAUUAGACGUAUACAACAGCGGAAUUUGAAAUUUAAAUAUUAAAUGUUUUCUUAAUUUUUCUUGAUAAUGAAAUCUUUAACGGGUAGUUGGUAAUGCUAUUUUCAGAAAGGGAAUGCAGUUGUUCGUAAUCAUUCCUACACGGAAAUUAUUAUGCUAGAGUGCUUGUUAGUUACUUGGGGUACGGAGAAUUACUUGAAUGUGUUUCUAUUUAGAGUAAAAAAUAUGUGUUAUGAUUAUGCAAGAGUUUUAAUCAAAUAGUUGAAUUUUUGGCUAUUUUGUCCAUAUAUAUUCUUGAAUUAAAUGUGGUUGUACCAUUGCAGGCUUGGCAUUAAUUUACACACUGAUGAACAUAUUAUUACUUCAUUCUUAAUUAAUAAUUACUUUAAUUAAUCCAGUCUAACUUUAUUUAUACAUGAAUUAAACAUAGAGCUUCUGUCCUAGAUCCUGCUGGGCCUGCAAUGGUGUAGACAGACUUUAGGGAUGGAUUGGGGCAAAAGGAGCUGAGAGUCCCAUGGCGGAAUUUCCCCUGCCCCCGGGGUAGAUUUUACUUGAUAGGCGGCUUUUUCAAGAACUUCGUGAAGUAGCAUUUUGUCCCUGGUAAAGUAAAGCAGUAAAGUAACGCGCCACAGAUGGCGUGGCGACAGCCUCUCAUAAAAUCCUAAUUUCGGGGGGGGGGCAAGAUAUAGGGUAAGAAUAGUGCGCCGAAGCUACCCGGCUUAGAUGAAACAAGCAUACCACUGGGUUCUGGCUAUUAAAGUUGAAUAACUACACCCCAUCGAAGAGCCUCGGUGUUUUGAAUGUUCAAGGAUAGCUUAGGCAAUAGUGCUCUUUAACCUGAAAAUGCACACUUCGUAUUGUUCGUGGAGCUGAGUAAAUGUAAAUUGGGUGCAGUUUCAGUCUCCUAAAUCAUAUGUUUCAUUAUUUUUCAUAGAUUUAGUGUUUUUACUGUAAACAAUUUGACUUCUGAAAUGAAUAUUCAAAUUAUUCCAGUACAAGUAACUACUACGUUUCAAAUGUCAAACUAAUUAUUAAGUGGUCCCUGUUUUGUUAUCUUGUCCUGAAUAUCCUGAUAGAUGUACAGAAGAAUAAAAUGUCUUAAGGGCCUUUUGGGAAGAGUGGGUCAAAAAUGCGCAUUUCCUAUGUUGAAAUUCGUGUGGAAUACACUAUCGCGUUCACCAUUUAUACAAUUAAACACUCUUUCUUAUCCUUGUGUGAGAUGUGAGGCAGACCUAUAUAAUGGAGUAAAAUGAUAUGACUCUAUCAUGACAAAUAAAUCCUUGGAGUGGUUCCGUUCGGUUCGCCCAAGGAAGCCCAUCAUCAUCACCAGGAACGAGCACGCAUAACGUCUGUCCGUCAUCGUAGCCAUACGUCUACUCGUAUAUGCUUGCAGCUUGUUCUCUGAUAACCUUUGCUAGCUCUGUCGAAUACGGUAGCUUAAGUGACCAUCCGUGUUACCGCGUUACCGAGUUAAUUUGUUGUGGAAACAGAAAAACACACACUGCAUAAUACUGAUUUCAGAUCCUCCAAAACACGAAGUUCAACGAUAACGCUUGUGGGAAUAUCGAUUUCAAUGAUCAUUCAUCUCUGAAAUGCAUAAUUCAGAGAUAAAGGGUCUCAGAAUCACGGAAUUCAACGAUAAUGUAUCUUGGAAACCCUGAAUUCCCCUUUUCGUGUACUGGUACAUAGCACGUAGCCUUUGCGGGAAGUAUGUACGGAGUUUUGGAAAUGCCAACCAACUUGAUAACAAAGCAUCUUGGCCCGGGGUGCUUCUGUUUGUCAAAGCGUUAUCCUCCUAUUGCCAUACAUGAUAUUAAAUGGCCCAUGCGGACCUCCCUGGA